AUGGACACAUUGGAACUAAAGUUUCAGAAGCUGUUCAAAGCCACAAAAGAAAUGACUGAAAAUGAAAAAACACAGCUCAACAACCGAGAGGUGGUCUACCAGAAUAACAUCACCUCUGUUGUCCUUAUGGGAUUCCCAAAUCUUAAAAAUAUCAAAGUUCUGCUUUUCAUGAUUCUGUUUCUCAUAUACUGCAUGACCAUUUGCGGAAACCUUCUUGUCAUGACUUUGAGUCUACUAAGUAAAAGCCUUCAGUCUCCCAUGUACUUCUUUAUUUCACAAUUGUCAUUGUUAGAUGUAAUGUUGAGCACAGUUAUUCUUCCCAACCUUCUUUAUAUUGUACUAUAUGGUGGCUGUACUAUGUCUCUCACCGAAUGCAUCCUCCAGUUUUCCUUCUUUACAACUACUGAGACUUGUGAGUGUCUUCUACUGGCUGUGAUGUCCUAUGAUCGGUAUUUGGCCAUUUACAACCCUUUGCGUUACAGCUCUAUAAUAAACCAAAGGUUUUGCAUAAAAUCUGUGCUGAUUAUCUGGUUAUUAGCUUUUAAAAUAACAUUGAUCAAUCCUUUAUCUAUGAGCACUCUACAUUACUGUGGACCAAAUGUCAUUGACCAUUUCUAUUGUGACUUUGAACCCAUACUUAAGCUUUCUUGCUCCGAUACCUCAUGGAUUCAUGUUGAGACAUUCAUAAUGGCUUUCCUUUUCGUUGCAAUUCCUUUUUUAAUCAUUGUUAUAUCUUAUAUCUAUAUAGCUGUAACUGUUCUAAAGAUCCCAUCUGUCACAGGGAGACAGAAAGCCUUCAGCACCUGCAGUUAUCACCUGAGUGUGGUGUUUAUAUUUUAUGGAACUAUAAUAUUUGUAUAUUUGUUUCCAAAGAAUGGACAAAUGCACAUUAUGAGCAAGCUCCUCUCUCUAUUUUACACUGUAAUUACUCCAUUUCUUAAUCCGAUCAUAUACACUUUUAGGAACAAAGAGUUUAAGAAAGCUUUUGAAAAGAUAACAUCUAAUUCAGUCAAAUUUUGGUAG
Nanorana parkeri is the source of this 1023-nucleotide messenger RNA. Its product is annotated as olfactory receptor 10A7-like. Gene Ontology annotation, molecular function: G protein-coupled receptor activity; olfactory receptor activity. Lineage: Eukaryota; Metazoa; Chordata; Amphibia; Anura; Dicroglossidae. Gene Ontology annotation, biological process: G protein-coupled receptor signaling pathway. The coding region runs from base 1 to 1023 and encodes 340 amino acids. The transcript has 2 exons. The record is from RefSeq and is a predicted model, not a curated record. Gene Ontology annotation, cellular component: membrane.